AUGACCGAAGGUCCUUCAUAUUCAAAAAAGAUUGUGGUGGUUGGGGAUGGUGGAUGCGGGAAGACUUGUCUUUUGAUAAGUUACAGUCAGGGAUAUUUUCCAGAGAAAUAUGUUCCAACGGUAUUUGAGAAUUAUAUUACCUAUCCGACACAUCAACAAACAGGAAAGACACUCGAAUUGGCGUUGUGGGAUACCGCAGGACAGGAGGAAUAUGAUCGUCUCCGUCCCCUAUCAUACCCGGAGACGGAUUUGUUAUUUGUUUGUUUCGCCAUCGAUUGCCCGAAUUCCCUCGACAAUGUUAUGGAUAAGUGGUAUCCUGAAGUUCUACACUUUUGCCCAUACACACCACUCAUUCUCGUCGGUUUGAAAUCCGACUUAAGAACGAAACGUACCUGUAUCGAUCUACUCAAAACUCAAGGUCUCACACCCGUCACUACCGAACAAGGAAUGGCUGUUGCAAGAAAAAUGGGAGCUCGUUACAUGGAGUGUAGUAGUAAGGAAAUGACCGGUGUGGAGGAAAUCUUUACAGAAGCCAUCAACACAGUUGUCGUCAACGAUCGAAGCAACCAACCAACCACUUCAUCAUCAUCUAGUACACCACCGGGUACAUCAAAUUCCCAAGGUGUAAUCAUUCCGAAAAAGAAGAAGCGCAGUUGUCGAUUCUUGUAA
This is a messenger RNA of Sclerotinia sclerotiorum 1980 UF-70, 669 nucleotides long. RefSeq lists its product as hypothetical. Gene Ontology annotation, molecular function: GTP binding; GTPase activity. Gene Ontology annotation, biological process: small GTPase-mediated signal transduction. Lineage: Eukaryota; Fungi; Ascomycota; Leotiomycetes; Helotiales; Sclerotiniaceae. The transcript is spliced from 3 exons. Bases 1 to 669 code for a protein of 222 amino acids. The record is from RefSeq and is a predicted model, not a curated record.